Molecule: messenger RNA, 1811 nt
Organism: Closterium sp. NIES-67
Lineage: Eukaryota; Viridiplantae; Streptophyta; Zygnematophyceae; Desmidiales; Closteriaceae
Source: the annotation of a GenBank genome assembly
GGGUAACUGCAAUGCUGAUCGACCUGCUGCGGAUAGGGACUGAGUAUAGGUGGGGGGAAAAAGAGCAAGUUGCCUUCUCCACGCUCAAAACUUUUCCGUGCUCAGCCCCUGUCCUUCAGAUCGCCGAUCCUCACCAUCUCUUCGAAUUCAACACUGAUGCUAGCAACAUCGUCAUUGGAGCAAUAUUGUUAUACGACUUUGGCGAAGGUCUGCAGCCAAUCGCGUACGAGUCACGAAAGUUACACCCGCUCGAGCAAAACUAUAUGAUACACGACAAGGAGAUGCUCGCGAUCGUGCACGCUUUCAAUGUGUGGCGAUGCUACCUGACAAGCGCGGACGUGACAGUACGGACAGACCAACGCAACCUACAGUACAUUUGUCCACAGCCACUGCUCAACCCGCGAUAGAUUCGCUUAACUUCGUCCUUCUUCGCUGCAGCAGUCGUUACAGUAUGGGGGGGUCCUUUUUAAGUUGGCAUCCUUGGAUUUGUACGACGUCUUAAAGAACCACCUGCUCCGUCGUUACUCAGAACGACAACUCCUUGGCGCGCAGCAGAUUCUUCUCGACCUUGAUCUUCCACAUGGCCUUGACGUCAGACGUCUUGAGCGCCUUCCACGUGGACCCGUCGUUCGACACCUCAACGCCCUCCAUGCUUCCUAGGCCAGUUGUGCCCAGAAUCUGCACCUUAAACUCCUUCUCGUUGGACGUUCUGAGAACCCAGACCGCGAUGCGCGACGCGUUGCCGCAUGGCGCUUGCUCGUACUUAAGAUCCACCGGCUUCUUCUCCGUAUACUUGGAGUUCUUGGUCCACGCCGCAUGGGAAAUGAUAAAGCUCGUGUCGUCCUUCGAAACGCCCACCACACGGACCUUCACCUUGGCGUCCGCAGCCGCGCAGCGUGAGUCGUUGACGCUCGAAACGAUGUAGCACGUGCCGUACGUGGCGCCCUUGUUGAAGAUCUCCUUGGGGACUCGCGCGACCUUCCCCUCGUCGAGAAGCUCGCUCUUUGUCGAAGGGCGUCCCACAAUAGUCGAAUUUGCCGCCAACGGUGUUGCCGAUCAUGCCUUGAUACUUAGCCUUCGUGCUAGCAGCCUUAAGCAUACGGCAGAAGCUUCCGCUGCUGGCGAUAUCCGUGUGGAGCAGCGUCAGCGCAAGCACGAAGGUGAGAACGAAGCGCAUGGUGCAGGCGCCUGGAAGGCCCAUUGACGAAUCAUGCAAUAGUUGGGAUGGUAUGAGAUAUGAGUGAGUUGCUGCUAGAAUGCGGAUUGGCUUGGAGAGACGAGUGAGUUACUACUGCUUUACUUGUCGCACCAAGCUCCCUUCUAUGUGUGAAAAUAAAAAAUCAGAGGGCGGUGAGGGCCUUUGCUGCUGGGGAAUGCGGCAAGGCGGUCCGCGGACAAGCUUAGCAUGCGCUACAUCCUUAUGGUCCCACCGCGGGGAACUGAAGCGGUCAUCAAUGGUGGAAUGGGGGAAGGAUGGGAGGGUCGCUGGGACGGAAUGGUGUGGUAGCACGGAGUGCUAGCAAAGGGGAGGGGGGCCGUUGUAUGGAGGGGCAGAGUGGGAGGUUGGGCUGCUGGGCUUCUGCAAUGCUGGCGAUUCGGGGCUUGUGUAUUUGUAAGCUGUGCGGGUGUGAGACAUAGUGUGCGCUGGUUCGUUCCGCAAAGUGCGGCGAGUGAUAGUGCAGGUCUAGGAGGGUGGUGUUAGUGUACAAAUUUGCAUGUACUGUAGGCUAUCUAGAGUACUCUUAGUUGACAAGCGCCUCCGGCAAGGCUACUUAUCGAUCUCCUCUAUCUCACGAUUUCAGAGUAGCGGA